CAAACUAAACAAACGCAUGUCGGCGAAGUUCGGUUUAAUAACGCUGCUCUGCCUAACGGUGGUAGCGCUAGAGACGUGUACCGCUGAACGCGUACGCUAUGACAAUUAUCGGGUGUACAAAGUCCAGGCGACCGAUCGCCAAGGCUUGGAAGUGCUCAAACAAAUGGAGGACACAGACAUGACUCUACGCUUCUUAGAUGGCGUGCACAAAAUCGAGCGCGCAAUAAAUGUGGUGGUACCGCCAAAUAAGGUGGCCGAUUUCCUUCCCAUUUUGACCAACAACAAAAUUACAUAUAGUCUUUUGGAGGCGAAUCUACAAAACGCCAUAGACAAGGAUUAUGCGCAGCUUGCGAACCGCGCUACCACGGACCGUUGGACCGCAUAUCAAACUUUGAAUAGCAAUUAUAAUUGGCUGAUAACUUUACCAUCGUUAUACCCCGGUGUGGUGACACUGAUUGAGGGUGGUAAAUCGUAUGAGAAACGUUCGAUUUUGGGCGUAAAAAUAUCCUAUCAGAAUGCAUUGAAGCAGAAACCGGGUAUUUUCUUGGAAGCCGGCAUACACGCACGCGAAUGGAUUGCGCCUGCGACAGCAACAUAUAUUAUCAAUGAACUUUUGACAAGCAAUAAUACGGAAAUUCGUGAGUUGGCGGAGAGCUACGAUUGGUAUAUCUUACCUCAUGCCAAUCCCGACGGUUAUGCGUACACACAUACCACCGAUCGAAUGUGGCGUAAAACGCGUCAACCAUACGGUACCUGCGUCGGUGCAGAUCCCAAUCGUAAUUGGGAUGCUUAUUGGAAUACUGUAGGCGCUAGCAGUAAUCCCUGCAGUGAAACAUAUGCCGGACGUGCAGCGAAUUCCGAAAUUGAAGUCAAAUCGUUGUCCAAUUAUAUUACUUCGUUGAAGGAUAAAAUCCAAUUGUAUAUCUCAUUCCACUCCUACUCGCAGUAUUUGCUCUAUCCGAAUGGACAUACCUCCGAACUGCCCGAUAACGUUAAACACUACCAACAAGUUUAUAAUGCCACCGUAAAGGCGAUAAGUCAACGUUAUGAAACUGUCUACACUGGCGGUAAUAUUUAUGAUGCCAUCUACCCGGCAGCAGGUUCAAGUGUGGAUUUUGCUUACACCAAAUUGGGCAUACGUAUGGCUUUCUGCUUUGAAUUGCGUCCGAAUGGUAGCUUCAAUGGCAAUGGCAUGGAAUUGCCCGCCGAGCAAAUAAAACCAACCGCUGAGGAGCUUGUCGACGGUUUGCUGGCUAUGGUGGCGGAAGUCAAGUCUUUGGGCUAUUUCGAACUAAUUAAUGGCGAAGAAGUUGAGUUUUUGUAAAGUGUAAACUAAAUAAGCGCUAAUAAAUGAUAAUGCUUGAUAAUAAUGAA
Bactrocera tryoni is the source of this 1374-nucleotide messenger RNA. RefSeq names its product zinc carboxypeptidase A 1-like. Bases 17 to 1324 code for a protein of 435 amino acids. Gene Ontology annotation, molecular function: zinc ion binding; metallocarboxypeptidase activity. The transcript has a single exon. Gene Ontology annotation, biological process: proteolysis. NCBI's taxonomy places the organism in Eukaryota, Metazoa, Arthropoda, Insecta, Diptera, Tephritidae. The record is from RefSeq and is a predicted model, not a curated record.